AUGGAAUUGCACAACCUGCGGGCGAUCCGAAUCAUAUGUGACCUUAGACUAAUACUACACUGUCAGUCCAGAGAGGCUGGAGUUACCAAGUUCUGGGACGCGGGCAGCCAGACCAUUCAGCUGCUUUCCAGAAAGUGCCUGGGCCCGGAUGUCGUCUUUGCAUACGAUUGGCAUUGGAGAGGGAAGGGGAGAGAUCUUGCCACUCCCUUUCCUGAUUGUGGGCGGCCGUUGCGCAAAGAAGCAUUAUCAAGAAGGCAGAAAGCAUUUGGUCCAAGGUCUCAACGUCAAGUUCAAAGGCGACGUUUCGAAAAGGAGUUCGAAGACCAUAUUGUGCGGCGCAUGACGGCCUUUGUCGACCACCCGGUGGCAGCAAUGUUCAAUCCGGAUGCUGCUCUGAACUUCGUGAUGUGCCUACUAGCAAUCCCGCUCGACGAGAUAUCUUUCACCGAGACAGGAGCAAAAUCUCGAAAGGGAAUGCCAGGUAGUGCUCCACUUAAAGAAGUCCACGAAUACGUGACAAUGGAAGCAGGCCAGUCGGUGGCCAGCGCUCUUCGUACCAAAAUCAAUGACAGCAUUUCCAAGAGUUUGCAGCAGUCGGGGAAAUUCGCUGCAGCUUAUCGCCGCCGAAAUGCUGACCGAUAUGGGUUCGAAUUCAAAGAACUCUGGGAUGCAAAGGAGGUCAUGCUUACGGCAAGAGGGUAUAUCUCACUGCACUUAUCGGAAGAGAGGGGUGCCCUGGAAAAUUUGGUUCCCUUUAAGGCGAGGAAAAAAGGUCUAGCUGCACAAGCAAAGAACGAAAAGACAGUCAUAUUCUUCACCAAGACCGGAGUGGAAUUGAAGCCCGGUGGAGAUUUGACUGUCACCCUCUCCAUUGACGAGCUCCGGAAACAGCAAGGAUUUCGACAAGAAGGGGUUGACCAGCAUCACAAGGAACUUGCUCGGAAAGGAGAACUGAAGAGGAAUGGAAACGGCGAGUUUGAAUUGAUAUGCAUGAUGAACAGGUGA
This is a messenger RNA of Exophiala aquamarina CBS 119918, 1005 nucleotides long. RefSeq lists its product as uncharacterized. The record is from RefSeq and is a predicted model, not a curated record. Bases 1 to 1005 code for a protein of 334 amino acids. The transcript is spliced from 3 exons. Lineage: Eukaryota; Fungi; Ascomycota; Eurotiomycetes; Chaetothyriales; Herpotrichiellaceae.